This is a messenger RNA of Chaetomium globosum CBS 148.51, 1629 nucleotides long. RefSeq lists its product as uncharacterized. NCBI's taxonomy places the organism in Eukaryota, Fungi, Ascomycota, Sordariomycetes, Sordariales, Chaetomiaceae. Bases 1 to 1629 code for a protein of 542 amino acids. Gene Ontology annotation, molecular function: NADP binding; flavin adenine dinucleotide binding; N,N-dimethylaniline monooxygenase activity. The record is from RefSeq and is a predicted model, not a curated record. The transcript is spliced from 5 exons.
AUGGAGAGCUUCGAUUGCGUGGUCGUCGGCGCCGGUUGGUACGGCCUAGGCGCGGCCAAACAGUACCACGUCACUCACCCGACGGACUCGUUGGUGGUGUUUGACGGGCAGUCCACGCUGGGAGGGUCAUGGGCUUCGGAGCGCAUAUAUCCGCUGCUGAAGAGCAAUAAUCUGUUGGGGACAUUAGAAUAUCCUGACUUUCCCAUGACCACAGCAAGGUUCCGGGUCAAGACGGAUAAUUAUAUCCCUGGCGAAGUUGUCUACGAGUAUCUCCAGGCCUACGCAACCGAGUUCGGCAUCGCCAAGCAUAUUAGGUCGGGGACGAAGGUGUUGUCGGCCGAGCACUUGGACGGGGCUGAAGGGGGCUGGGUUUUGACCACUGCUUCCUCGACUACCAGUGGCAAGCAGAAGCAGAAGCUCGUCAAAGCACGCCGGCUCAUCAUCGCCACGGGGAUAACAUCAGAGGCCUUCCUCCCGCAUUUCCGAGGCCAGGAAACCUUUGGCGGCCGCCUCUUUCACGGCAAGGACUUCCAGCAGAACCGCGAUACCUUAGAUACUGCCAAGUCGGCAGUGGUGUUCGGCGGCCACAAGUUCGCCUGGGAUGCCGCCUACGCCUAUGCCACUGCGGGCGUGGAGACGCACAUGGUUAUCCGGGAAUCUGGUCACGGCCCCUGUUGGAUGUCGCCUUCAUACGUGACGCCGUUGAAGAAGUGGAUUGAGAAACUUGCUAACAUCAGAUUUCUCACCUGGUUCAGCCCCUGCAUAUGGGGCAACGUGGACGGCUACGGCGGCAUCCGCAACUUCCUGCACGGCACCACGUUGGGGCGGAAGAUAGUCGACGUCUUCUGGAGCGUCCUGGGCGGCGACGUGCUGGCGCUGAACAAAUACGACGCGCACCCAGAAACGGCCAAGCUCAAGCCGUGGCUCCCGGCCAUGUACUCGGGCACCAGCUUCAGCAUCCUCAACUACGACACGGACUUCUUCCAGCUCGUCAAAGACGGCAAGAUCCGCGUGCACGUCGGCGACAUCACCCACCUCAGCCCGGGCAAGGUGCACCUUUCGGACGGUGUGCAGCUCCGGGCCGACGUGCUGCUCGCCAACACGGGGUGGAAGCACGUGCCGCCCAUCCGGUUCCUGCCCGAGGGCAUUGACCGCGAGCUCGGCCUGCCGCACGCGGCGGACGCGGACCCGUCGCCGUCCUCAGACGACCUCGCGUGCCAGCCGGACCUCCUCGCGCAGACCGAUGCCCAGAUUCUCGCCACCUUCCCGCGGCUGCGCGACGAGCCGGUCUGGAACGCGCGCUACAAGCCGCUGCCGGGCACCAACCUCCCCACUACUGCGGACGAUAACGGUGACGGAAAUCCCAACGCCUCAUUAACCCCCUUCAUGUUGCACCGCUUCAUGGUACCGCCCUCGGCGCGCUUCCUGCGCACCCGAGACAUCGCCUUUGUCGGCAGCGUCGCCAACUUCAGCAACGUCAUCACGGCCCACGUGCAGGGCUUGUGGGUGGCGGCGUAUUUUGAGGGGCGGACGCAUCGUAAGGAUGGUGUGUUUGCUGAGCUUUUUAGUGCGUAUGGCCCGGAGGAUUAUCGGGGGAUCAACGAGGAGUGGGCGGCGGCGUCGGCGUGA